Poecile atricapillus (Black-capped chickadee) is the source of this 420-nucleotide messenger RNA. RefSeq names its product collagen alpha-2(I) chain-like. The annotation marks the transcript as partial. Lineage: Eukaryota; Metazoa; Chordata; Aves; Passeriformes; Paridae. The record is from RefSeq and is a predicted model, not a curated record. The transcript has 2 exons.
UGACGUCACUUCCUCUCUCGUCCACUUCGGGGCGUCGCGGCGCGUCCCCUCGACCUCGGCGAUGGCGGCGCUGCGGGGCCUGCGGGGCCUCCCGGGGCUGCGGCUCCUCCCGGGCCCGGCCCGGCCUCUGCUCCGCCCGCGGGGCUGCCCCGGCUCCUGCCCCGGCUCCGGCCCGGGCCCGGCGCGGUGUCGGUGUCAUCGUUCCGGGGCCGGGGUCUGUCCCGGGGGUCUCUGCUGCUGCUGGGGGGUCUGGCGGGGGGGGGGGUCCCUGGCGCUGGCCCUGGCGCUGGGGGGGGCCCCCCCUGAGCGCGGGGGAGCUGGAGCUGCACCCCCCAAACUUCCCCUGGAGCCACGGGGGGGCCCUGGCGGCGCUGGACCACGCCAGGUACGGGGGGGGGAUUCUGGGGGGGCUGGGGAGGG